This is a messenger RNA of Funneliformis mosseae, 464 nucleotides long. NCBI's taxonomy places the organism in Eukaryota, Fungi, Glomeromycota, Glomeromycetes, Glomerales, Glomeraceae. The record is from the annotation of a GenBank genome assembly.
AUGAGAUUAGUGAGGAUAACAUCAAUUCUUGCAAUAUGCAUAACGAUAACAAAUGCAAUACCCGACAAACGUCAAGAGUCGGAAGGAGGAGGAGCAUACCCAACCUUCAAUGAUAACCUUUUUGAACCUUUCCUAGCAUUAGAACCUACACCUGAACCCAUAACGAGAUAUUAUAAUUUAACUUUAUCUCGCGCAGAAUUAAAACCGGAUGGAUUCUCGAGAAUGGUUUGGACGUCAAACAAUCAGUACCCUGGUCCAAUGAUACGUGCCAAUAAAGGGGAUAGGAUGGUAAUUUAUGUUCAGAAUGACUUGGAUGAUGGAACCACGAUUCAUUGGCAUGGACUUUUUCAGCAAGGAACUACCUAUUACGAUGGUGUCGCAGGACAGACUCAAUGUGUUAUUCCAGAUAAUAGUGCAUUUGUUUAUAACUUCACUGCGGGUAAUCAAACAGGAACUUAUUGGUG